Molecule: messenger RNA, 582 nt
Organism: Triticum dicoccoides
Lineage: Eukaryota; Viridiplantae; Streptophyta; Magnoliopsida; Poales; Poaceae
Exons: 3
Coding region: 1-582 (193 amino acids)
Source: RefSeq, a predicted model, not a curated record
AUGGCCUAUGCAGCAGCAAAGGAGAAUAAGGAUGGCAGGGGGAACAACAUGAAAUGGCAGUCGUUCCUCUCCACUUUUGUGCUUAACAAGAUGUGUGAGAUCAUAGCUAGCAGGGUGAGGACUGACAAGGGCUUCAAGGAGGUGCACUUGAACCUUGUUGCAAACCAGGUAUUCAACUUCUAUGGACAGGAGGUCACCUUGACCCAGGUGUACAACCACCUAAGGAAGUGGAGAGCGAGGUGGAUCACUACAUCAAAGCUCAGAGACAUCAGCGGUGCUUCAUGGGAUGAGGACACCUGCUCAAUCCUUCUGGAGGCAGAGCACUACCAAGGCCACGUCGCAGCUCACCCCAAGGAUGCAGAGUUCCUCAACACCCCUAUCCAGAACUACCACCAGAUGCAGCAGAUCUUCUCCUUCAGCCUGGCAACCGGCAAGCAUGCCAUGGGCUCUAGUCAGCCACUGGGCUCGCCUCUGCCGGAGUAUCCAGACACCCGAGAGUCAGACACCAUCAAUGUUGAUGCUCCUGAGAAGGAUGGUGAGCACGUUCCUAUGCUCGAUAGGAAGAGGAAGCGGGCGGGCUAA